Molecule: messenger RNA, 6684 nt
Organism: Ectocarpus siliculosus
Lineage: Eukaryota; Phaeophyceae; Ectocarpales; Ectocarpaceae
Source: the annotation of a GenBank genome assembly
AUGGCGCAGCUGGAACGAGAGCUCGGCAAUCAACCGGCCGAGAGCACGGCAGAUGCGGUUCAGAUUCCAGAGCCUCGUCACGUCAAGUACGCCACCGUUAUGGCCAAGAACUUACGACGCGGCAGCCACCGUCCCACGCCCCGCCGAAGCGUCGACAAAGCCCGAAUGACACCAGACGAGCGCCGAGAGCUGAUGCGCGCACAGCGGGAGGUAAUGUGGAACCUGCAGAAGGACUCCAUCGUGACAGUCGUUAGCCCCGGCGACGACCCCGUUCCUUACAAGAGGCAGGGGAAUCCCGACGUCAACACGCCGCUGUCCGUGAAGCGAAGGCAGGCUUUGAGGAAGAAGCCCCUCAUCCAGGAAAUUAGCAAUGAGUACUGGUGCUUUCCAGGGCUGAACCCGGAGGGAUCCUACGAGAUGACGAAGGAGUCCUACCUCAAGCUCAACCGAAAGCUUCACCUGGCUCUGAUUCCCGACACCACGGAUGCGGAAGCCCGACAUUCGGCCGAGGUAGACUGGCUGAGGGACACAGCGAGGUGGGGUGGUCGAAUGACCAGGCAGGCGUUCGGCUCGAGCAUGUUCGAGCUGGCCGACAUCUGGACGGAAAACAUCGAUGAAGAGGAGUACACUGCCUUCCUGUGGUUGCUGCUCGAGACCAUCACCAACACCAAUGUCGUGCCGCCGAGCUUCAAGCCGGACCGGGAGAUCGAGUGCAUUGUAGACAAGGAUCUGUCUGAGGCUACCAAGCGGAUCCGUGACUCGUUCGCCCGUGGAGAAGGACGGGAACGGCUCUCUGUCCCGCUCGACACGGACGCGAUCUUGGCCGUACUAGCCGACAGCCGUAACGCUCGAGGAAACAGCCUGUCGCCCAAGCUGAAGGACAAGCACAUCAAGCGCUUGAGAGCUCUGCGACAGCGGCUGCAAGCCCUCAAGCAGCUCCGAACCUGGCCAGCCCCGGGAAGAACGGGCGACGACGACGACGAAAAGCGUGGCGGUGGAAGCGUUAGUGGCAGCGGUACGGGGGACGCGGAGGACGUGCAGGGCGAGGGGGGCAUUGACAACACGGGAAAUGUUUCGAGCGAGGGGGGAGAGGACGCGUACAAACAGAAGGCUUCGAUCAACGGGGCUACCGAACGUAACGACGAGUUUCUCGCUCCUCGUCAAGAACCAAGGAAGGACGCUGCUGACGGCAGAUUUGCUACUACGGACGGUGAAGAGGAGGAGCAUGCGGUUGCCGUUGGGGAGGGCUCGUUAUCCCACGCUGGGGUGUCCGUGGGAAACGAGAUGCGAGUUGGCGAGUCAAGUGUUUCUGUUGAGAAAGGCGGGAGUCUCGAGACAGGUGUUGACACUGUGCAAAGCGUGGGUCGGGCUCGAGACCCAGCGCUGAUCAACGCGGAGGACAGUGGGGAAGCACGCCCAAAAAGCAAGACCAACCACGUCAAUAGCAGCACGAAAAAUCGCAACAACCAACAGGACAGCCUCGACGACUUUGGCGACCGUCCGAUCGGCGAUGACACGAAAUACAACCACCUUCCGGACCUUGAUGCACGUUCUUCGGGCACUCCAGAAACCACUGGUCGCCUUCGUCACGGAGAGGGGGCUUCAGUACCAUCAUCGUCGAAAGCAGCAUCAGGUUCCAUCGAAGAAAAUUCGUCAGAUUUAAGCGAAAAUGUUCUUCCGACGAAAGAAGGUGGCAGUCGCGCACUUGGAGAGGAAUCGGUCACCAGAAACGCACGAAGCAAGCCCGAGGAGACAAGAAGUCCCGGAGUAACAAGGCGAGAAAGAAGGGAAGAUCCAGACCGCUUUGAAAACACCAGUUUGGUCGAAGACCAGCUUCUAGUAGGUGGGAGCAACAAGAACAUGUCAAAUACUGAUACUCUUGGAGUUGUUCGUGGGGGUAUCCAUGGUUUGAACGGCCCCAGCAGAAGUCACGGUGAAGGUGGGAGCGACCGGCAUGCUACUGAGUACGCCAGCAACGACGACGGAGCAGUAGCAGCAGCAGGAGGAGGCGAUCUUGGAAACGACGGUUCUCUGACAAGUGGUGACAGGCGCGAAGGUGCCGACCGUGCUGGAGAUAAGAACUAUGUUGCUGCAAGUAGUGCCGACAAGCGUGGCGUCGGCGGUCACAACAACCCAACAUUCGGUAAGGAUGCUUCCGUUGGCGGCAGCUCCGAAGCAUUGGUCGAUGGCUGCUCCAAAAGAGCUGCUGGAAUAGUAGGAGGCGCGGGGCAAUCAACUGACAAGUUACUUCCUGCUGGUAGAUCCGAUGGCGUCGUUGGUGAGGCGGUUCGUGAAGGGGGCACUGCGACCGAUGCCACACAAGGCAGCGAAUCUAUCGGAAAUCGUAAGCGCGAGAGAACCGCCGCAGGUGCCGUGCAGAAACAACGGGACGAAGAUAACGAUGGUGACGGUGCCAACGGCGAGGUGCCUACGAACCGCGGGAACAGCAGCAACAACAGCAAUACCAAGGGCGCUAGGCAUGCUGAAACCGACGGAGUUUCCACUCACCAUCCAGCGCGCCUCAACAGCGGCGGUGGAGAGGACGCGUUGCCCAACGGUGAAAUACUCGACACCGGCCAAAACAGUAUUCCCGGUAGCCGGAUUGGACUGGGCAGGAACGGCGAUGGAACGGUCGCCGACUGUGACGGGCGUGAAACGGCCGAAGAUAUUGAAUAUGCACACGCUCAUGGAAACCUCGACUCAGACGGGCCGGUUGGACCCGAGAAUGACCGUCAAUCGCCCUCCGCCGGCCACGACCGUGAAGCUUUCCGUACCGGGGGCAACAAACGAGGGGGAACUACACCUGCAGCGGCCGCAUCGCUCGCGACCAACCACGGCGAAGGCGACCAUGCCACCGACGGCGUCCUCAGCCACGAGGGGGGAGGGGACGAGGAAAGCGUGCACGUUCCUCACGGGGGAGGGAUGAGCCGGUGGUCGUUACGUACACCCAGCAGCCAAUCCGGUGUUGUUCCGUGCGCGAAGCGUGAGGAAGGCUCAUUCGAUGGAGACUUCAACAGCACGACCAGCAUGAGCAGCGGCGAGGAGUGGAGGCUGUCGUCGUCGCAGACUGAGGAUGGAGGAGAGAUAGGCGCAGGAGGGGUCGAGGAGCAGGUGGGUCGUGGGGGAUCAAGAGGCGCUCGCGGUGGUGGGCAGGGACGACGCGUUAGGGCCUCUGGUGACGCGGAUACGGGAAGAAAAUAUGAUGCCUUAUCCUCGGCCGACAACAAAGGCCACCCUUCUAGGCGCCAGAGUUCUCGGGGAUCGUUCGGGGCAAAAGUCAGCGCCAAGAACCACGGCAAUACGUCUACGCUGUCGAAAGGACCGCGCGGCGGUAAGCCGCUGGCAUCCAACUUCCGCCCGGGAGGAGGCGGUGGCGGUGGCUGGGACGGGAUCUCGGGGACUACGGACGCGGAGUGGGAACAAAUGAUUCAGCAAGCCAAGACAGAGCGAAAGCGGCGGGCAUCCACAACGAGGCCUGUAUCGAAGCAAAGUUCGGCAGCGAGAAGAAAACGUCCAUCCGGGCAAGUAAAGGGUAGAAAGGGUUCCACGGGAACUACAAAAGCAGCGCCUGCAGCACAAGGAGCUCCUUCGGAGGAGGAGACCUAUGGGCGGGUGGCACCCGUGAAACCACGCGCUGGUGAUAUCAGGUCACGGGAUGGGGGGGGAGGGGACGGCCAGCACGAUCCCACGCUGCCCCGUCUGUCCCUUGUCGAGCAUGCAUCUAAGGGUGGUUCGGGUCCCUCGAAGGAGACAAAACAGACAGCAGCGGCGGCGGCGGGCGAAGGGGGGAUUGGGGAGAAGUCUGUGGCCCCGUUUUCUUCACCGACUCCGAACGAAGCGGAGUCUCAUCAGACAGGGGAAGACGGUGCCUCGCGGGGAAAGGGCUUGGAACCUGACUCGGUGGUCACGCGUGGUCAACGUCACCAUGCGGAGGUACCGAGAGUUGGUAUUGGGGGCGACAAAAGUGGCCGGGACUCCGAUGGAGAAACGGAGCUCAGAGAAUUCACCGCCCCUGAGAUGUUGAAGGGAGGUGACGUCGCUACAAAGGCUGCCGGUGCGAAGGGAACGAGGACCUCAGUGGGGCCACAAGAAGAAGAUGGUCGAAGGAACGGGAAGGAACACUUGAUACCACAAGACAUGCUCGCGCAACUUCAACCGGUGCUAGAGAAGCACAACAUGACCGUCGUUGACGUUUUUGACGGAAGCUCGCCGGCGUUAGACCCCCAGGGAUCCUUUUCGCUCGACGCUCAAGGUCCGCCAGUGAAAAACGUUGUCGUCGGUGGCAGCGACAUGCUCACACAACGCGCCCCAGUGGCUGAAACAGGCUCUACCUCUCCUGAUGGUUCUCCAGGUGGAGAUGACCUCGAUGCCUCGGGAGGGGUGGGGCCGAGAGUCACUGACGCCGAAACUGCCGUAGCUAAUGCACGCCAUAUGACCAUUCAAGAAGAGACCGGAUGGGCGCAAUCGGGAGAGGAAACUCGCGCUGCUAGGGACGGCGGUGCCGGGUAUGCGCCCACGGGCGAAACCGGGGAAGCCCAACAGCUCCUCACCGGGGGGAUGGUAGCCCACGCAGACGACCAACGCCGUACGCUAGAGCCUUCUUCUCAGGAGAACGGAGGGGGUGAAUUGGCCGACGCCGCAAGACGUCUAGGCACAGCUGUUUCCCGCCGAGAUGCCGAGCGCAAGGACGACGUGGAAGCUGAGACCAACACCUCACGGCUUCCACGAGGAAGAAGUACGUUCGACAGCAACAGUGGCACGACCUCCCCCGACCUAUUCGACGAUCAAGGGCACGGGUUUCUCCCCACCGGACAGAACAAGCUUAUGGCUCCGCCGAGGCAUAUUGCGGCGGCGGAAUCGGCAACAGAUGUUGGGCAAGGAACUUUAGGGAUGCCCAAGUUCAACUCAAGCAUUGAUGCCACGCGAGAGGGCGAGCCUGCCAAAAGACCGCCUGGCCCCCACCACGACUAUCAAGAGGGUGCGCGGCCACGAACGCGGUCAGGGUCAAGGGCAGGGAGAAUGGGUUGCGAAUCAACCGGUGGCGGCGACGAUAUUGUAAUCAAGGAAGAGGCGGCCGAAGGGGAGAGCUCGACCGGGGAGGUGCCGAUAAACGACCAGAACGAGAUGACUGCAGCCACGACUGACCGUCAUCACGGACCGAACCGCUCGAAUCUGCUCGAGGCGAAAGGGGUUAGCGGUUCGUUACACAGGAGAGGCGAGCAUCCAACGUUGGGUGAGCCGAAGAAUGGUCGUGAUGCGGUCCAACGCAAUGACGCAGGCCAAAACAACAGCGUUGUUGGACCUCUGCUGGCUCAGGGGGGCGCUAGCGGUAGCAACUUGGGCAUGGAAGAGGGCCGUAGCCACGAUUGUACUCCUCGACCGUCCUCUGAGGAACCACUUGACGCCCCUGAGGGUCGUAUGGCCUCUUCCACUACCGACUCCUUUGCCGGGGCCGACGACAGCGAGAAAAACGCACUCGCCACGGGUUCGUGGAAAGGUGACAGCACCACGCUCGACAGGGCAGGGCAACCAAGAGGAGGAGACAAGGACCCGCACCCGCCAAGAUUGGUUCCGAAUUACCUCGUAUCUCCCGACCGCCACCCGACACAAGCCGACGGACCAGGUACGGGCGACGUGAACAACCGCUCGGUAUCGGGUGGGGUUUCUGCUGCGGUACAGCAACACGUGGCAGCUCCUCCCAAAAGUCGAUCGACCAUGGAUCGGGGUGAAGUCCUCAGUUCCAUUUCUGUCGCCGGCACGAAGAUGCUGAUGGAUGCGGAAGCGGGCGGGAGACACCGACAGGGUAUGUUAGGCGCCGGGCCUGGGAGAAAGAGUUCCUACGCGGGGGGAACAGAAAGACCUGAAAUCUUGCGGCGCUUGUCGUCAACCGGCGUGUGGAGGUGCGAUGAUUCCGUGAAUCAAUCGGAAAAGGACGCACCAACAGCGAAGGCAUCGACCAAUCCCUCGUCCCGAAACUUGGAGGUCGGCGACGAUGUACUCGCUACAGUGGAUGGUCGGGCAGCCGCCCUGGUAGCGCAGCCUGCCGGAGAGCCCAGAAGAGCCAGUCGACGGCUUCAACGACAAAACAGCACCCAAAGGACCACAGAAGCCGUUGGAUCAUUCGACCAGAGGGCACGCAGCCCGUCCAAUGCUUCAGUUGUCCGGAAUUCCCACGCCACAUCAUAUCCCGGAGAACUAAUGGUAGACGAUCGCGACGGGAUCGUUGGCCGCGCCGCCGCGUACAACGCAAACGCCGCAGGCAACAACAAAGCUCCUUCGGGGGAGACUGGCGUGCUGGGGGGCGGGGAAAUUGCGGAGACGAGAAAGGAGCGCGCGGAAGGCGGGGGAGUGACAUUGACGAAAAAUCGCCGUUCUUCGGCAGAGAACGUCAAUAAGGGAGCAACAACGAACACUUCUCCCGACGGGGCCCCCCGCAUGGGAAGUGAAGACGCUAUGGCCCUUGAGCCACAGCGAGGUGCUCAUGGGAAAGCAAUGGCGGCCGUAGGGCGUGUACGAUCGUCGACCAAACUCGAUCCUGAUUUCGAAACACUGGCAAACGUGCCCCUGACUAGUGUUCAGUGCGCCGGCGCUGACACCGAGGACCCGGAGCCAACGCGCAGGAGAACGGGAAACGGAGAAGCUCGAGGAAGCUCUUGCCGAGGUACGAAGCGCAACGAAAAGUGA